AUGGACGACGCAUGGAGCCCUUGGUCAGAAUGGGCCUACGAUGAGAAGAAUAAGACAAUGUAUCGAGUUCGCCAGGACCGAUAUGGUGUGCUCCCCAGAAUCCCAGACUCAACCACCAAAUUCAACUCCAAUCCUAACCCGUUCCACAGGAAAUUUAGACUAUCAGACCAGUACCUCCACGCCCCGAGAGACUGGGGGUGUUGCAGCAAUAACACAAACCUUGGGGACUACUACUCUGUCCUCCCCAUCCUCAAGCUACGAAAAUCCUCACUCGAGUUUACCAGUCACAAGGACAAGGACAGAUCGUCCAAACCCUCCAAGUCCAAAAGCAAGGACAAAGACAAAGGAAAGGAGAAGAGCACCAGCAAGCACCAUUCUCAUGACAAGAGUUCCUCACAUCGUAAGGGACAUGUCGGCACCUCAUCGGCGGCGGCGGCGCCCUCUGGACGUGGAAGCUCUUCCACUGCAUCCUCGUCAAAACAGCAUGCUGACUUAUAUGAUCCGUCCCAACUAAGCAUCGAUCCGCAGACGGGACAGUACUUUUAUCACCGUCGCGAAUCAGUGGACUCGACUGGCCAAGACUCUGAGUAUCCUGCAACAGACGAACAACAACAUGAACUACUGAAUGCCGCCGAGAAUGCAGAAGCUUCGGCAUACCCUUUUGGUCAGGGUAUUGCUGGACCUUCGGAUCCGAGUUAUUCUGCUUCGGCAAACACUUACGAACUCGAAGAUGAUGGCUCCUCCACUCCCCGGAACCACAAUCACAUUGCUGCUGACCAGGAAGAUGACACUUUUGAGCAAAUGGACCCACGGUACCGCGUUGAACACUCUAGUAGAUUUGAACCCGGAUCGAUCUUCAAGGUGUAUUGGUCAGAGCCUCAAGGCUCCUCAGAUAAUCAUAAACACCCCAGCGUAUCCGGGAAGCAAGAGAUUCAGGACAAAUUUGGCAUGCCGUUUUAUGUGGGAUUCCGCCGCUUUAUUGUCAUUGCUAAUGACCAAGGACACUGUACCUGCGUACCGAUUCUCACUUACGGUAGCAGAGGCUGCAGAAAGUCAGGUGUCAAGCCCAACAAACACGGAAUUGUUCACGAGGUUGGGCGAAGCGCGCGCAGGGUCGAUGGCGAGCCGCCGCUGGGAUUUCCUCCGGUUCAGGUCCAAUUGACCCAAGAUGGCGAGAAACUUUCCAAAGAGUCCCGCGUGAACUAUUCUAAGCUGGUCACGGUUGAGCACAACGUUGCUGUUUUCUUUAUUGGAUCUGUCGUACAUGCCAGUUGGCCUAUCGUCGAGGACGCCGUCAACCAAUGCUGGGAUCAGAAGGUCCAUCACCGCCGGCCAAGGCAUUGA
Molecule: messenger RNA, 1344 nt
Organism: Pochonia chlamydosporia 170
Lineage: Eukaryota; Fungi; Ascomycota; Sordariomycetes; Hypocreales; Clavicipitaceae
Exons: 8
Coding region: 1-1344 (447 amino acids)
Source: RefSeq, a predicted model, not a curated record